CCAGCUCAACCCACGCACAGUCGGUGGCGAAUUUUUAAUUUUAAAAUUUUAAAUUAUCUUAAAUUAUAUAAGUACAUUUUGCAUUGUCAUGUAUCUACUUUACAGUUCGAUUAUUUAUUUGAUAUAUUUUAACUACUUUCACUUGCAGGUUACUUAGGUAUCAAGUAGUUACACAAGACCCCUCAAGCAUGAAAUGAUGUUUUCACUCUCAUCAUUAUUAAAUAAAGAAUCUUAUUUACUUAAUUAUUAUCAAACUCGUUUUCCUUCCGGAAAAAGAUGAAAAAGAAUACCACGUUUUCAGAGCAGUUGAACAGUUGGAUAUUCUGAGCGUCAGUUAACAGAAAGGUGUCAUCUUUUCGUAUUUUUGUAACAGCCAUUGUGAAAUUUGAGAGACAAACAGCCUCUACAUAUAUUUUUAUAUCUUCUUUGAUUAAUUUUUUGGUUAAGCUGUGGUAAAUUUGUUUUAUUUCCCAUAUUUAGAGGACAAAAAUUGAGCUUAAUAUGGAAGACUUAACAAGACAUAUUUUCGGAUUUAUCAUGCUGGUCAUUUUCUCAAAGGCAACAGCUCAAAAUCUCUCAUUGCUCCCAACCAUCAGCUUUGCUCAAACCUGUACGGCGUCAGACGGCACCACUUAUAACGUCGGUGACGAAUGGAUGCCCACUCCUUUUAAUUUAUGCCGAUGCGUCGCACCACUUUCCAUCCAGUGCACGUUGAUUUUUAGGUGCGCUGAUAACCAUGGAAACACAAAAAAUCCUGGUGACCAGUGGUUACAGAGCCCAACAAUCAGUUGUACCUGUAAUCAAGGAAACUUGGUAGCAUGCACUACUUUAAAACAGCCCGUUUGCAUGGAUGGCAACGGAAACUUUAGGAAGGAUAAAGAAACGUGGACUAACGGUUCUUGCGUGCACUGCACGUGCAUUCUUGGUAGCAUAAACUGCACUGGUUACCAUGUCAAUAUUACUCAUGGGUUGUACAGUGUCAAUUCAUAUCCAACCUGUGAAGGGUGUGAAGUCAUGUCUAGAACGCAGGGUGCCCUAAGUUCAUGCAGAGCAUAUCAUGACCUCUCUACAAAAGAGAAGCUGUUCCAAUGUGCAAGUCGGGGAUCCUUUAUUCACAAAAGUCACCAGUGCAACAGAAUUUAUGAAUGCCCGGAUAAGUCAGACGAAAACGACUGCGAAAAUGGUAUUUUGCUGAGGAGAUUUUUCACUAAUCUUUUUUCGUACUUUAAUAAGCUUUUGCAAUUGCCCUUGUCUGACUGCUCCGUUUGUAGAGACAAUGAGGGCGGUGUCUAUCUCAUAAAAGAUAAAAACGGUUGGCCAGUUUCUCAAUGUAUGAAGUGUUACUGCAAAGGAGGGCUGCUGACAUGCAGCAGACACUUCAAAAUAAACUUCCCGGGCUAUCUCAGUGGUAUCUAUACGCACCAUGAAGACUGCAAUCAACCUUUAUGCAACGUCGCCAAGUUUAUACGAGAAAAUGGAAAUGAUUGCGAAGGCUUGGAAUUUAUCCAGAAUAAAGGUGUUUAUCUAAAAGGCCAAACAUGGAAAUCUGACGGAUGUCAGUUUUACUUUCCUGGCGCCAACGCUGACCCGCUAAACAUUUGUCCAGCUAUGACCAGACCUGACUGUUAUGUCUACAAUGGAGCUGUGUGCUGUGCAUCUGAGUGUCCAGUCUUGCCGCAGAUUGCACACCAAUUGAGAGCGAACCUUACUUUGUGUCGCAGUGGCCGUCAGCUUGUGUCAGAUGGCUUGAACUGUAACGACGCUGGUCACUGCCUGAAGAACUUUCACGUCCAGAAUUGUUCGUCAGGUAUCACCUGUCGCGAUGAGGACUCCAUCCAGUAUUUCGAGGGUGCCACGUGGUCUGUUGGCAGUUGUAUUCAGUGCAGCUGUACUCAGGGCAAGAUUCGCUGCAAAAGGGAGCUCUUGCUGGUCUCAUUUCUCCAGCUUGGGGUUUUCCUGUGUGAGAGUGGUGACGAGAUAAGAUCCCUUGGGGACAGGUGUGAUGUCAAGAAAGAUUGUAACGAUCACUCAGACGAACGAAACUGCAGUCAGUCAAAUCUCAACGAUACUAACUUCCUGAAUGUGUCAAACGAUCUGGCUACCGCCGCAGAGAACGGGGAUUUCAUGAAUAUCCGGUUGUUUCAUGAUCUGUUCAAAGAUUUGUUUUACAAUGUAACGCGGUUACUUACACCACUUACUCUGCAAAAUGCUGAUAAAGCACUGCAAUACUGUAAGAAUUUCAUCCAAACUCUGCUAUCAUCUCCGAUUUACGGGCAAAAGUCGUCAUUUUGCCUUAAACCGAAAUUGGCUCAUGAUCGAAACUUUCAUAUCAAUAGAGCAUUAGAGUUUCUACGUCAGGCUCCUAACAAUACUGACGCCUUCGAGUAUGGCCAGAAGGGAUUUUAUCCAGUCAAGGAUAUUGGUUACAGUAGCGAGGCGCAUAUCGUGGAUAACUUCCGGAUAAUCGUGCCAGAUCUUCACCCCAUUAUAAUGAGACAAGAGCUAUCUCUUCAGUUAAACACCGCUAAGCUCUUACCAAGAGAGGUAGAAAAACCUAUCUCCGUACCUGUCGAUAAAAGCAACACCACUGGUAACGUGACAACAGCAAAUGGAACAAGAGCUAAUACCACCGGCGCUUCCAUUGAAAAUGUGAAUAACGAGCUUACAGAUGAGGAAAUACGCCAUCUGCUGCGGGCUAACAACUGCACGAAUCUAACGUUUGAUGAGGAGAUCGGGGCCGUCGUUUAUAACAAACGGAUAUCUAAUGAAUAUCAAAGGCACAUAGAAAUCCAAACUAACAUGGAACUAGUGCUAAUGUGUAUUUCUACGGCAGCAGUGCUUUUGGCCCUAAUACUAUUGACGGCGUUAAAGUUAAAGAGUUCAGAGAGGUUGUUUAUACACAAGAGUCUCCUAUUGUCUCUGGCACUUGGACAUCUUGUGUAUAUUAUGGAUAAGACUUUGUUUGAUACAAGAGAAAAACAUGCGGCUUUGUGUUCCGCGCUCACGGCCAUUCAGUAUUUUUUCCACACUGCAAUAUUUACAUGGAUGCUUGUGGAAGGAAUAAAUCUUUACAUCAAGCUGGUUAAAGUGUUUUCAGUGAAGAAGCAAUAUGUGGCAUAUGUGGCCAUGGGCUGGGGAAUUCCUAUUGUUCUCAUGGGGUUCGUGGCUGCUAUCAGUCCGUCCACAUUUGACAUGAGGAAGGCUUCGUAUACAGAUGUAUCAUGUGGAGCUCUUCAACUCACAGCUAAAAAUGAACGACGCAGAUGUUGGAUCAACGGAAGUGUUUGGAUUUACAAAGGACCCAUAUUAGGGAUUCUAAUGGCAAAUACUGUGUUAUUUGCAAUCCUGCUUCGCGUCAUAUUUGGAAAAAUAUCUACUAGAUACGGCAAUGAUCAUAUGCAAGCUACAAAGAAGGGUAUCAGAAGUAUCGUGGCCUUGCUCCCGUUGCUCGGAGUCACGUGGCUGCUGGGUUUUUUCGGAAUCGUGUUUUUCAUCUUUCAUUGUGUUCUUGACGAAGAGGUAGGGAAAAUCAAGGCAUAA
Molecule: messenger RNA, 3540 nt
Organism: Pocillopora damicornis (cauliflower coral)
Lineage: Eukaryota; Metazoa; Cnidaria; Anthozoa; Scleractinia; Pocilloporidae
Biological process (GO): cell surface receptor signaling pathway; G protein-coupled receptor signaling pathway
Cellular component (GO): plasma membrane
Molecular function (GO): G protein-coupled receptor activity; protein binding
Source: RefSeq, a predicted model, not a curated record